This is a messenger RNA of Coniophora puteana RWD-64-598 SS2, 977 nucleotides long. RefSeq lists its product as uncharacterized. The record is from RefSeq and is a predicted model, not a curated record. The transcript has a single exon. NCBI's taxonomy places the organism in Eukaryota, Fungi, Basidiomycota, Agaricomycetes, Boletales, Coniophoraceae. The coding region runs from base 1 to 660 and encodes 219 amino acids.
AUGUUCUUCCCUCGUCGUCCUUCGUCUCCGCCGCCUCCGUCGCGGUCGCCCAACCUCGUGCCGGUCUCUCUUCCCUCUCCUCCCCAUUUCUCAAAUAAGCUAUCCAAAUCACCGUCAGCGGCCAAAAUGCCUCUACCCGACUCGGGUCCUACCCCUCUCAGUCCUAUCGGCGUCCGACUCAUUCAGCUGAGAACAACGCGCUCCCAGGAUAGGCUUCGUAGUAAGCCAAAAGCCAGCACGCUUUCUCCGAACGCGCAGCCCAGCGAGCGCGAAGGUCGGAUCCCCCGUAAAUCUGUCUCCACCUCAAACUUGAAGCUGUCGCCAUCUAGCGCACGAACGCGUCGCGUGCCAAGCCUGAGCCCAUCUCGGUGCCGUUCCCCGCCUCCUUCACCAUCUAUUGCAUCCCCUCCUCCCCCAGUGCCUCCCAUCCCAGCAUUCUUGCGCAAUGUCACAGAGAAGCGAACCGCUAUUCCCCCAACGCGAAGCCCCCGCCCAUCGCCUAGACAUUCUUCCUCUGCCUGCUCUAACAACACCAUCCUUGACCUCUAUCUUAACCGUGACGAACCCCUCGAGGCUUGCAAGCAAGGAUCUCAGGCUGGCGCCGUUACUUGCAUGCAGUUUUUCGCGAUUCAUAAUCCCGAGUAUGAGGUCAAGGCAUGAAAUCAGCAUUGAACGCACGAGUAACUUCAGGCUUCACCUUAAAUCGACUCACUCGACGAAGCACGCACAGCAUAUUGCCUCUGACGCAUGAUCAGAUGAAUCAAAAUGGAUGAUAGUCGUCUGGUUUCGACGUACACGGCUGAAAUCAAUCCUCUACCUAUGCGCAUGGACUUUCACAACUCUUCAUUUCGGACCUACACAUUAUUCUUCCUCUAUAUUAAUGACUGACGUACCAUACUCUUUUUGCUCCCGCUAUAGCUAGUCCGUAUUGCAUCUCGUCAUCGCCUUCCUUUCCUUCGUAUCAUAUUUCCUUUACC